Messenger RNA from Fukomys damarensis (Damara mole-rat), 942 nucleotides. RefSeq names its product olfactory receptor 14K1-like. Gene Ontology annotation, cellular component: membrane. The coding region runs from base 1 to 942 and encodes 313 amino acids. The transcript has 3 exons. Gene Ontology annotation, biological process: G protein-coupled receptor signaling pathway. The record is from RefSeq and is a predicted model, not a curated record. Gene Ontology annotation, molecular function: odorant binding; G protein-coupled receptor activity; olfactory receptor activity. Lineage: Eukaryota; Metazoa; Chordata; Mammalia; Rodentia; Bathyergidae.
AUGAAGAAUAAUACACAUCUGUGGGGGUUCUUGCUCCUGAGACUGACGGACAGCACGGUGCUGCUGGGGCUGCAGGCUGCGCUCUUCUCCCUUGUCUAUCUGGUGUCCACGCUGGAGAAUCUGACCAUCGUCCUCCUCACAGUUCUUGACCACCACCUCCACAUCCCCAUGUACUUCUUCCUCAGGCAUUUGUCCUUCCUGGACCUCUGCCUCAUUUCCACCACAGUCCCCAAAUAUAUUCUCAACUGCAUCACCCUCACAGACUCCAUCUCUUUCUGGGAAUGUGUGUGUCAGCUCUUCUUGGUGAUCAUGUUAACAGCUUUGGAGGUGGGAAUCCUCACUGCCAUGUCUUAUGAUCGCUAUAUCGCCAUCUGUCACCCUCUGCACUAUGAGGCUGUCAUGAGCAAAAGGUGCUGUGUCCGGUUGAUGGCUGUGUCCUGGCUCAGUGGGGGGGCCCUGGGCGUCUUGUACUCAGCUGGGACGUUCUCCCUGGAGUUCUGUGGCUCCAUCAGGAUUCACCAGUUUUUCUGUGACGUCCCUGCCCUUCUUGAGCUUACUUGUUCUCAGGAUCAUGCUGCUGUCAGUGUCAGUGUGGGCCUCGGGGUCCUCUAUGGGUUCUCAUGCUUUGUUUGCAUCUUGGUCUCCUAUGUGUUCAUUUUCUCUACCGUGUUGAAGAUUCAGAGAGUGAAGUGUGAAUACAUCCAUUACAGUAAUGUUAAUAUCGGCUUUAGUAAUCAAGUCAAUAUCACACAAGAGGUUCAGAAGUGCGACGGGCUGGGAUCCUCAGGCCCUGCAGAGGCACGGAUGGGCUCUGCUCCUCAGCCCGGCUGUGUGGAGGAUCCUUCCUCCUCGUCUUGCUCGUCCUCCACCUUCUGCAUGGGUUUUCUCCUUCACAACCUCCUGACGUUGGUCAGCCGAGGCUGUGACACAGAGAUGGGCUGA